Messenger RNA from Acomys russatus (golden spiny mouse), 537 nucleotides. RefSeq names its product homeobox protein Rhox5-like. The record is from RefSeq and is a predicted model, not a curated record. Lineage: Eukaryota; Metazoa; Chordata; Mammalia; Rodentia; Muridae. Bases 1 to 537 code for a protein of 178 amino acids. Gene Ontology annotation, molecular function: DNA binding. The transcript has 4 exons.
AUGGAGCGUGGAAACACCAACUCCCUGCUUCACGAGGGGCUUCAAGAGGAUGAGGAAAAGUUGAAUGGUGUGAAGGCACAGAUGGCCUUGCCGCUUGGAGAGGGAAGAAGUGAGGGAGAGAGUGGACAGGGCCUGCCUGGGUCUGGAGCCACAGCCCCUGAAGGGGAAGGGAUAGAAUUGAAUGGAGACAGUCCCUCUGCUGCUGCCGCUGCUGCAGACCUUGCAGAUAAUUCUAACCAAGAGGACCAGGGUGCCAGAGGCACUGGCCAGGAGAGUGACAAGCAGCCACAGGAGCCAGCUCCCAAGGACUUGGAGGGCCCAGAAGAUGUGCCACACGUGCCAGUGCUUAUGUCCAGGUUGCAACCUGUCUCAGUGUUGCUACGCCAAUGUUGCUUUAAAUACAAACUCGUUCCGUGGCAGUUGCGAGAGCUGGAGCGUAUUUUCAAGCAGAAUCAUUUCCUCAGUGCAUUAGAAAGAAAACAACUGGCCAGAAGGAUAGGUGUGACUCAAGCCGUUGUGAAGGAGACACCAGGCUAA